Osmerus eperlanus (European smelt) is the source of this 2914-nucleotide messenger RNA. RefSeq names its product cyclin-dependent kinase inhibitor 2A/B (p15, inhibits CDK4) (gene cdkn2). Lineage: Eukaryota; Metazoa; Chordata; Actinopteri; Osmeriformes; Osmeridae. The record is from RefSeq and is a predicted model, not a curated record. The transcript has 2 exons. Gene Ontology annotation, cellular component: cytoplasm; nucleus. Gene Ontology annotation, biological process: regulation of cyclin-dependent protein serine/threonine kinase activity; negative regulation of cell population proliferation; regulation of G1/S transition of mitotic cell cycle. Gene Ontology annotation, molecular function: cyclin-dependent protein serine/threonine kinase inhibitor activity; protein kinase binding. Bases 311 to 676 code for a protein of 121 amino acids.
UUACUGCAGCACGAGCUGAAAGCGGAGAACAAGCCCAGACACAACGCGCGAUCGCGGUCACACGAUGAGCGCUUUAAAUCCGCCAAUCUGAGGAACGGGGUCUUCUACGCUGAACACAAUAAAUCUAUAUCUCAGAAAUCUGGCAAGACAGGAACCAACCAAUGAUGAAGCAUUUGGAAUAAUUGAAAUUAUGCUUUUAAUAUACGGGCGUUAAUACUGCAAUUUGCCAAGCCAAGGCUACCUGUGUUAAAGGAAUUUCGUCCCUCGUUAUUUUGACUUGAACCGAAUAGCGUUUCCACUGCAAGUGAAGAUGGACGAGCUCGCGAAUGCAGCAGUGUUAGGCAACAUCGAAGAUGUGAAAGCUUUGCUUCAGAAAAUAGACGAUGUCAACGGGUUGAAUAGCUAUGGAAGGACACCGUUGCAGGUGAUGAUGAUGGGCAGUACCCCGGUAGCAUUGUUGCUACUUCAGGCUGGAGCCGACCCCAACAUCCGCGACCGGCACACCGGGACAACACCGCUUCACGACGCGGCCAGGAUGGGCUUUCUGGACACGGUGAAAAUUCUCGUUAAGUUCUACGCGGAUCCGAACGCCCGUGACAACAGAGACUGUCAACCGAUCGAUCUGGCACAAGAAAACGACCACAUGGCGGUCGUUGACUUUUUGAAGACUUUAUAGAUUCUAUAGGGAUACAGACUUUAUAGAUUCUAUAGGGCUACAGAUGAGCAGGACUCGCUGGCGCCUAUAAAUUAUUCAUAUUCGUUUCUAUUAUAUAUUAGUCUCUUUGCAUGCAAGAUCACGUAAAGCACUUUUUAAAGCCAAUCAUUUUAACGGUUUAUAAAUUAAAUAAGCCACAUACAAUGGGCUAAAUGUAUAGAGCUGGCCUACACACUAUUAGUAUUUGUAUUCAGAUCUAAUAAUUGCGAUAUGUUACACUACUGUAUUGGUCUUCAGUAGGCUAUGUUCGGGUGAAAUAUUUUCUAAAAUGGAUUAAAUGCACAAUCAUGACAAAGAAUACACUUUUAAUGGACAACGCGAUCAUUGUAUGCAAUUUAAUUUUAAAUGGUUUUACCAUAUUGUUAAAUAGCCUAUGCCUAUUUAACUAUAAAACAAUAACAAACAGGUCUAUACAAUUGUGUAGACCUGCUGUAGGCUAUCGUAUAGCCCACAAUAGGCCUACAGUUUUUACUCGUGAUUUAAAGUGAUGAAAACAUGAAACAUUUAACGUUAAAACCUUGUCGACGAUUCCUUUGUCAAUAAAAUAAGUAAAUUAUUCGAUCUACACUAUCUUAAUGUGAAUGGGUCUAGUUAGGGUAGGCUAAAGCCAACAAUAUAAAAACGAAAUUGUAUUUAGGCCUUCAGAAACGAUAGCCUACGAAUAUUUAAAAACCGGUGGGAAUUAUGUCUCUUCAACUCGAUAACCCACUUAUUUUAAUCCAAUUUUGACAAAUGAAGUGUGGCUUCAAGUAAAAUACAUUUUCAAACUGCAUAGGCCUAAAUAUAUAAUUACAUAUGUCUACAUACACCUUUGGAACGAACAUAAAGUAGCCUAAUUUUGACGAAAUUAAAGAUGUCAGUCAAGGUCAUACACAUUUUUAUUUUUAUAAAGAAGUUUUUUUAAAUAUAAUUUUUUAGAUGUUAAGUUGAGCCUAUAUUUUUUUCAACUCUUCUAACCCCCUUGGAACAAAUUGUCACGAGACUAGCAUCGUGAACUACUGUACAGCUCGAGAUAAGGACAGGGCGCGCCUUCAAAUACGAAAGUCAUUUGUAGUAGGCUAAAUGUCAGACAUUUUAUAAAUAAUGAUUAUGUAGGCUAUGUAAUGUGAUGCAAACGGUUUAUCACAUUUUAUGACAGGGUCGCAUUGAAAGGUUAUGUCAACGCGUUUACUAGGCCAAGCACAAUUUAGAAAGUUUAUAAUAUAAACACGCGGGCUGCAGGGUCAUGGAUAUUCUUGUUUUGUAAACGUGAAAAACCAGAGGCCUAAACAAAACUUCAGGAUCACACGCCCUGUACAAGACUGUCUUAUCGCCUCGUGCCAGACGGGUGACAAAGACGCAAAUAACUUUGGAACAGCGCUGCUACAUUUUGCACGAGCGGGCAACAAGUGAUGGGUGAGGGGUGGCGAUAUUGAACCAAGGAAGAAUGUGCUGCUGUAGUGAACUUGUUAAAUGAACAAAUUGUUUACCAUGGCACAUAUUUCUUGGCCUUCUAGGAAGGGGGGGUAUUGAAGCAAAGAAGAAUGUGCUGCUGUAGUGAACUUGCCAAAUGAACAAAAUGUUUACCAUGUUUUACAUUUCUUUGAGGUGCAUGACAAAGUUGAUGAGAUAAUUUCUCCUGUGUAGGCUACGUGCAUGCAUGGCGGGAUAUGUUUUGGAGAUGCUGAUUGUAGAGACAAGACUUAUUUCACAAUGCAAAAUCAUAAUUUAUUUAUCUUUUACUGUCUGACAGCAACAUUCAUAACAUAACGCUUGUAUGUUUAAAAGCAAGCCAGCUCAAUGCCAUCAAACCAGAAGGAAACUGUUAGUCGGUAUUAAGGGAAGAUUUACUGUAAGCAUGAUAGAGCUGCUCGGAGUUCUCUAAAAUGUAUCCCUGUUUCCUUGUCUGCAAAAACAUAACUGACCUUUUUGUUCCUCCGUCUUUCAAAUUCCAACUCGCUGGAAAAGCUAUAAUAUUAUCGUCAUUCAUUUCUCAUCGCGACCGCGCGUUCGGUCACCGUCGACAAGUCGGCAACUUCCUCUUUUUUUUUUUAAGACAAAUAAAUGAGGAAAGCUCAUCUGAUUAUCUUUGCACGUUAUGCCUUUGACACAACCUGCGAACACGAUACGGAAGAUUGUUACAUAUCAUUAUUGUAAACAUUAUUUGAAGGUAUGACCUGUUUUGGCACUGUAGUUUAUAAUAAUUAUGGUACAGCAUGU